Messenger RNA from Boeremia exigua, 978 nucleotides. Its product is annotated as Ribokinase-like protein. Bases 1 to 978 code for a protein of 325 amino acids. Gene Ontology annotation, molecular function: ribokinase activity. Gene Ontology annotation, biological process: D-ribose metabolic process. NCBI's taxonomy places the organism in Eukaryota, Fungi, Ascomycota, Dothideomycetes, Pleosporales, Didymellaceae. The transcript has 3 exons. The record is from RefSeq and is a predicted model, not a curated record.
AUGGGUUCGAAAGCAGUCAUCUCGGUAAUUGGAUCCCUCAAUGUCGACCUCGUCACUCGUACUUCACGUGUACCAGUAGCGGGCGAGACUUUGACCAGCGAGUCCUUCGACAUUGGGUAUGGAGGAAAGGGCGCUAAUCAGGCUGUCGCGUGCGCACGCCUGUCUCGAACACAGAAGCAGGCAGCCGAGAGCAAGGCCUCUGACAUUGAGGUCCGCAUGGUUGGUGCCGUCGGAGAUGAUGAAUUCCACGAGGGCUUCCUCAAGAGUCUGCAAAAGGAUGGGCUGAAGACAGAUGCUGUCAAGAUCUUGAAGGGAAAGAAGACUGGCGUCGCAGUGAUUACAGUGGAGACCAGCACUGGAGAGAACAGAAUCAUGUUCUGUCCUGGCGCCAACUAUGAUGUUGAAGCCAAAGACUUGGUCGACGGCGAUGCAAGCGUUGCGUUGUUCCAGCUCGAGUUGCCUAUGGAAGUUGUACUACACAACAUGAAGGCUGCGCGUCAGAAGGGCGUCGAGACCAUCAUCAACCCAGCACCGGCCAUUCCACUUCCAGCAGAGGCGUACCAGGGCCUUGGUCACUUGAUUGUCAACGAGACCGAAGCUGCAAUCCUCUCAGGUAUUGAGAACCCAACUUCGUGGGACAGAGUUGCAGCUGUUUUCAUCUCGCGUGGCGUGCAGAACGUGAUCAUCACUCUUGGCGGCGAGGGCGUAUUCUACCAGACCGCUAAGCAACAAGCUGAGUCCAAGAGUGGCCGCAUUGUACCAGCACGAAAGGUCAAAGUCGUCGAUACUACGGCGGCUGGCGACACUUUCGCUGGUGCUUACACCGUCGCUGUGGCACACUGGAAGUCGAUCUCCCAGGGUUCCGAAUUCGAUUUGGAUGCAGCAAUUUCACAUGCCAAUCGUGCUGCUUCUAUGACAGUGCAGAAGGCCGGUGCACAAUCGAGUAUACCUUGGGCCGAUGAGGUACCCGAAGCUUAG